Molecule: messenger RNA, 3888 nt
Organism: Phalacrocorax carbo (great cormorant)
Lineage: Eukaryota; Metazoa; Chordata; Aves; Suliformes; Phalacrocoracidae
Source: RefSeq, a predicted model, not a curated record
AAACCGAUUUGAGGGGGCGGGGCGGGCUCGUCAUGUGAACGGCCGCAUGUUCGGGCAGAAGUGGGUCAGCGGCGCCGCGGAGGAGCAGGUGCUAGAGCCGCCCGGUGCUGCCGCUCCCGCACGGACCCCCGCGCCGCUCUAUGCGCCCCCCCGGCGUGCCCCUGAGCGCCGCCGGCCACGAUGCGAGCCCAAAUUGAAGUGAUCCCAUGCAAGAUCUGUGGAGACAAGUCCUCAGGGAUCCACUAUGGUGUUAUCACCUGCGAAGGCUGCAAGGGUUUUUUUCGGAGGAGCCAGCAGAACAAUGCCAGCUACUCCUGCUCCCGGCAGAAGAACUGCCUGAUCGACCGCACCAACCGCAACCGCUGCCAGCACUGCCGCCUGCAGAAAUGCCUGGCGCUGGGCAUGUCCCGCGAUGCAGUGAAGUUCGGCCGCAUGUCAAAGAAGCAGCGGGACAGCCUCUAUGCUGAGGUGCAGAAGCACCAGCAGAGCCAGGAGCAGAGCGGCAGCACCAAGGAUGAGCCCGAGUCCCUGAGCCGCGUCUACACCACCAGUGUCAGCAGCGGGCUCUCGGACCUGGACGACAUCUCCACGCUGUCGGAUGGGCUUCUCUUUGACUUCCCCCUCACCCCUGAUGGCAGCAGCACCUACUACAACCUUGACCUUCUCGCCUCAGCGCAGCCCUCGCCUGACCAGUCCAGCCUGGAUGUGGCCGAUGCCACGCUCAUCAAGCAGGAGUCCAUCUAUGAGCUGAUGCUGGAGCCAGCCCUGUUCACGCACGGCGCACUGGAGGGCGGCCAGCUGCCUGCCGAUAUCUCCGUCCUCGAGAUCGACCGGGUGGCCCAGAACGUGGUGAAGUCGCACCUGGAGACGUGCCAGUACACGACUGAGGAGCUCAAGCGCCUGGCAUGGAGCCUCUACUCCCCUGAGGAGGUCCGCACCUUGCAGAGCAAGAGCUGUGAGGCCAUGUGGCAGCAGUGCUCGCUGCAAAUCUCCAACGCCAUCCAGUAUGUGGUGGAGUUUGCCAAGCGCAUCGACGGCUUCAUGGAGCUCUGCCAGAACGACCAAAUCAUCCUCCUGAAAGCCGGUUGCCUCGAGGUGCUCCUAAUCCGCAUGAUCCGUGCAUUCAACCCGUUGAACAACACCAUCCUCUUUGAGGGGAAGUUCGGCGGAGUACAGAUGUUCAAGUCUCUCGGCUGUGAUGACCUCAUUGGUGCUGUCUUUGAGCUGGGGAGGACACUGUGCCGCCUGCAGCUGUCAGACGAGGAGCUCGCCCUCUUCACCGCCGCUGUCCUGCUCUCCCCAGAUCGCCCGUGGCUGACUGAGUCCAAGAAGGUGCAGAAGCUCCAGGACAAGAUCUAUGUGGCCUUGCAGCAUGAGAUCCAGAAGAAACACUCUGCCGAGGACAAGCUCUCAAAGAUGGUUUCCAAGCUGCCCUUGAUGAAGACCAUUUGCAACCUGCACUUGGACAAGCUGGAAUUUUUCCGUCUCCUGCACCCAGAGACUGCCAUGAACUUCCCACCCCUCUAUAAGGAGGUCUUCAACUCAGAGCUUCAUUACAGCGACCCACAGGAGAGCUAAGGCUGGGAGCCACCGGCCCCCUUUGAAUUCCCCAAAAUUUGGAGAUGAGCUAAACUUCAGAGGUAUUGGGCAGUUUAUUUCAAUCAAAUAAUCAAAUUCGAGAGAACCUGGGGGGCUGGGGUAUCUCCCUGGCCACGUUUCCUCGCUGUGGAUUGCAAUAGCUCUUGAAUGUAAAGCACCUUGAAGGAAAAAGCAAACGGACUUUGCCAUACCAGUGAAAUGAAUGUGAAGUCUCUGCUCGGGAGAGGAGAUGCUCCUGGCAGUGGUAAGGGACCAACGACUCCUCGCAGUGCACAGAUCCAGGGGAGCACACACCACGCACAUGCCGCUGCACUCAUGGCAUGGCCCUUCCCACAAUCCUGGCUGCACUCUCCAUCUCUGAUUUUUUUAAAUUAUUUUUUUAUUUUAUUUUUUUACCCAAACACAAGGCAUGGGAUAAAGAAGGGGCAAUGCAGACCUGGCCGGAUAGGUAUGAGCCAGGCCGGUGGGGGCAGCUUUGUGCUCCUGGCUGGAGCCAAGGAAAGGGUGAAGGCAGAGCCUUUGUUUUAUUCCUUCUCCCAUGGGGCAUGGAGUAACCUCAGGAGCUCAGCCAAGAAAGACCCAGCUGUGGCCGGGGGUGGAUUCAGCACAGGAUUUCCCCAUGGAGGAGGCUGGUUCGAGGGAAAAGAUGCCCAAAGUGGCAGGGGAGAAGCUUUGCAGGAUCUCCAUGCCCUCUGCAGCAUUUUCCCAAAUGCCCGGCCAACUCCCUGUCCGGCUGGCCGACCGCCUAGCUUUUCAGAGCUGAUUCAGCAAAUCUGCCCACCUCCUUUCUGCAUCCCAAGUGCUUUUUGAAGAGGGGCUUCGCCCUUGUGACUGUGGCCAAAUCCCAGCUCCCGGCUGCUCCACCCCAGAGGCAGCCGCAGGUGUUGGUGCGGGCGCCUAGGCUUGGUGCCUGUCCCUGCGUGUCAUCGCAGGCAGUGGCUCUUUGGGUGCUGGCUGCUGCAUGUAGUUUUUCUUAUUGAGACUGUUAAAACUCUGUCCCAUGGCUCGGCAUCCAGAGGAGGUUUUGUGGCCUUUCCUCUGCCCAGUCCAUGCCAGUCCCACUGCCGGGUACUCCCUUCCCACACCAGGACCACCGGGGGCAUGGCCAUGACUGCUGUUGCAGGUUGAGUUGGACCCAGGCUUUUCCCCCCAGGGAGCUCUUUAGAACUGUUAUUUUGGGGUUUGUCCUCUGUUUAGCAGGACCUGGGGGCUUUUUAGGGGGAGAAACUGCCCAUUGGUGUGAAGGGGAAGCAAAAGGUCCUCCUUGCUUCCUUGGAAGUCAUGGUGUGGUUGGGACCUGCUGCUCUGAGCUUGGGAGGCUCAAUAGGUGAAGAAGGAAUGAAUUUGUGGAGUGAUGCUGCAAUAGCCUGCAGCUGGUGGGGCUGCUUGAGGGACUCUGACCAGGCUCUGCAGAUGGUUUUUCCAUCCCUGUUCCUGCAGCUAACGCCAAAAGCUACAAGGGAAAAACCUGCUCUGAGGAAGCCCCGGUUUCUGCUGAUAAAGGGCUAAAAUCCCAAGCCCUUUCCCGCUUCAUGGUGAUUUCUCGUGCAUCCAACCCCAUCCUCCGGCAGCUUGGAUUAUCUCCGAGCGUGAGCCAAAGACCUUCAAUUCCAUAAUUCCCUUAAACUCAAUGAGCAGCUUUCUUGGUGACGGUAGGGGAUAUUCGUGCUUUCAGUUAAAAGACCUCCUAGGGAAGACCAAGGACCAACCUUGGCUAGGGAAGACUCACCAGGAAGCCAAUGGGAUUUCUGCUUCAGUAUAAGGCAGAGAAAACCUUGGGACUGUGCUAUUUCCCGGCAGCUGCCAUCCACCACAUACAGCCAUGUACUUUCUGGUUUUGCUACCGGCCGUCUGAUCUGCUUCUCAGAGCAUAUCGGAGUUCGUCAGCCUUGUUUCUCUCCCCGAUGGCGUUAGAGCCUAAGUCUCCGGUGAAGGCUGCUGACCCUCCCAGCAGCUCCAUGCGAUGUUGAGUGCCAAUGUGUCGUUCUCCAGUACAGCAUUCACCGGGGUGGGGAUGCACCACACUUGUUUCCUGCCCUCUCAGAUCCUAAACCUUUUACAGAAGUGUGAAGUCAGUACUGCCCUUUUUUGUCUAGGGGGUUGUGCCUUUUUUUUGAAGCAUCAUUUCCAACAGCACUGUUUGCUUCCUGGCUCCUCUCUGCGGGGAAAAAGCACUCAAGAAAAUGAACAUGCUUUGCAGAGGGGGCUCUCGCCCUCUGUUUCUGCAGGACAGCAGCACUCCCCUUCUUGGAGGAAACAGCCACGGGUGUGUUGAAAUGUUUGGGGGGG